AGAAGAUCACAUCGGCAGAAUGAACCGCGCUCACCUCCUACUUUUCAUUGUUUGUACCGCUGGCGUUUCCUUUUCGAGGGGUUAUCCACAGGGCGACUUAAUCACUCCGGAUAGUGACGAAUCGGAUGUGAGCGGCAUUGGAUUCGUCACCCUCGAUGGAAAUGCCAGCGAUGAAAGUGACGAAAGUGGCCAAGGCAACGCCUCCGAUGACCUGAUAUUCCUCAGUCGCAAAAAGCCGAAUUCCUCGAACAAUUCCCUCGAUUUGAGCGCCUUUGUGGCUCUGAUACCCCUGCAGGAAGUCCAGUCCAUAGCUGCCCACUUCUACCAACACGACGUGGAGUUCCAAAAGGCCUAUGCCUUCCUCGCCAGUCCCCUCUUUGCGGAUAUCAAGCGGAAGAUCCUCCAGCUCCCAGAAGUCCUGGAGUUCACCAGCUAUCUGGAUACCCACGGCUUGGAUGUGAUUAAGGUGAUGCAUUCGGUGGCUGCGGUGUUCAAACCUUCCGUUCUGAGCACAGUUAAUGUCGUCAACGAGCCAACCAAAGCCGCAAUCACCGAGGAAGUCAACGCCGCCCCAGGAGAGCCCCAAACGGGUCUCCACGGAAUGGUGGAGCGGGUCCUGGAGAUCCUGCCGCAGGACCAACUGUACGCCCUGUUUUUCGACGAGUUCGAGAGCAACAAACAGUUUGCGGCAUUCGUCGACAGCAUUAGCAGUCCGAAGUUUGCCAAAAUUCUGAGCGGCCUGCAGAACUCAUUGCCGCUGCGAAAUUUGCUAUUUGUCCUGCACAACAACAGCAUCUAUGUGGAGCGGAUUGUGGAGUCCGUAAAGUCGUAUUUAUCCAUCUCCAGCUUUUAAUUUGCUUAAGUUUAAGGAAUUUGUUUUGAAAAGCCGCUAAACGGAUUAAUGUGAAGAAUAGAGUGGCAGCAAUUAUUACCAUAGUUAUUUAUGUAAAAAAGAUAGCUCAUGCGUGUUAACACAAAAAUUUGAUUUCUCACACUAUCGUUUAUAAUUGAUUUCAAAAUCAGAUUUGUAUAAUGAAUUUUAUUUUUAAUUUUGGCCUUACUAUUUCCGCUAGUUUUCCUAUCACAUCACAUCCUGUUCACCUACGAAGUUUGGCCUUUGAAGAGCACAUAAAAAUGGGACCUCAUUUAGUGUGUAAUAAACGAGGGAAAUCCUUUAAA
Molecule: messenger RNA, 1179 nt
Organism: Drosophila ficusphila
Lineage: Eukaryota; Metazoa; Arthropoda; Insecta; Diptera; Drosophilidae
Exons: 3
Coding region: 20-853 (277 amino acids)
Source: RefSeq, a predicted model, not a curated record